GCCACACUUGCAAAAACACAACAUUCCAAGAAGAAAACAGAGACACCACCUCAAUUCUUCAAAUGAAUUACUCAAUCUUCCACUCCCCAAUUUCCGAUCUGUCACCUGAAUCUUCAUUCGGAUCAUCAUUUUCUUGGGAUGAUCACAAAUUUGGCAACAACUCACUUCCCUUCAACGAAAACGACUCCGAAGAAAUGCUUCUCUAUGGCCUAAUUUCCAACACCACCCAAGAAAUAACAUCAAGAGAAACAGAGACACUCUCUGUUUCUGCAAACCCAAUCAAGGAAGAGGAAGUGAGCUCCACGUCCGACUCGGAGAACCCGAAAAGGGAAAAGUCCUACAGAGGGGUGAGGAGGCGGCCAUGGGGCAAGUUUGCUGCUGAAAUUAGAGACUCCACCAGGCACGGCAUAAGGGUGUGGCUAGGCACAUUUGACAGUGCCGAAGCUGCAGCCUUGGCCUAUGAUCAGGCCGCCUUUUCGAUGCGUGGCUCCGCGGCGAUUCUCAACUUUCCGGUGGAGAGAGUCCGAGAAUCGCUUAAAGAAAUCAACUAUGUCGCUUCGGAUUUGAACGGGGCCUCGCCGGUUGUGGCGCUCAAAAGAAAGCACUCCAUGAGAAGGAAAAUCGGGAACAAGAAAAGCAAAGUGGAGAGAGACGUGAGGAUAGAAAAUGUGGUGGUGUUUGAAGAUUUAGGCGCAGAUUACUUGGAAGAAUUGUUAAAUUCAUCUGAGAGCACAUGUGCCACUGCCACACCUAAUCGUUGAUUCAAAAACAUUAAUUCAACUUUCUUGUAUUCUUUUUUUGUUGUUGUUGUUGUUGUUGUUGGUAAUUGUAUGAACCAUCAUCACUUGAAAUCUUUGAUCUGUCUCUUCUCCAAUAUUUUCUUUUUUCUGUGAAGUUGCAAAAAAACGAUAAGGAGUUACGUAUUUAUGUA
Prunus dulcis (almond) is the source of this 931-nucleotide messenger RNA. RefSeq names its product ethylene-responsive transcription factor 1B. NCBI's taxonomy places the organism in Eukaryota, Viridiplantae, Streptophyta, Magnoliopsida, Rosales, Rosaceae. Gene Ontology annotation, biological process: ethylene-activated signaling pathway; regulation of DNA-templated transcription. Bases 63 to 761 code for a protein of 232 amino acids. The record is from RefSeq and is a predicted model, not a curated record. Gene Ontology annotation, molecular function: DNA-binding transcription factor activity; DNA binding. The transcript has a single exon.